AAAGAUGCUCAUGUUGAAUUCAUUAAAUCUACUCUUAAAGAGAUACCUACUCCUUUUACUGCAUUAGAUUCAAGUAGAUCUUGGUUAACAUUUUGGAUUUUGAAUUCCGUGUUGAUGCUCAAUGUGCCUUUCGAAGAAACCAAACAUAAAGCUUUAGUUGAUACUAUUUUAUCAUUCCAAGAUCCUAAUGGUGGUUUUGGUGGAGGUCCAGGACAAAGUGCUCAUCUAGCUUCUACCUUUGCUUGUACAUUAGCUUUACCAUCCUUACUAGCUAAAUCCAAAGCUGAUCUUGUUCAACGAACUUGGUCAAAAGUCAAUCGAGAUGGAAUGUAUGAAUGGAUCUUAACUCUCAAACAAUCUAAUGGUAGUUUUCUUAUGCAAAAGAAUGGAGAAUCAGAUGUUAGAAGUUGUUAUUGUGUAUUGAUUGUUUCAACUUUACUUAAUUUCUUAACACCUGAAUUAGCCAUCGGUUUACCUGAUUUUAUUGCUGAUAGUCAAACUUAUGAAGGUGGUUUUAGUUCUGGAUCAGCAACACUCAAAGCCAUCUCAAACAGCCAACCACUCUCAUCCGUUCCUCUUGGUGAAUCUCAUGGUGGUUAUACUUCUUGUGGUGUACUUUCACAUUUCCUUUUGAAAAGCUUAUCAAAUUUGAUUCCAAUCACCUCGAUCGAUUACAAAGCUUGUUGGCGUUGGUUAACAAGUAUGCAAGGAUUACCAAUCAAAGGUGGUGGGUUUAGAGGUAGAAGUAAUAAAUUAGUAGAUGGUUGUUAUGCUUGGUGGUGUGGUGGUCUAUUCCCUGUGAUUGAGAAUUUAAUCCAAGAAGAAAUCAAUCAAUUCAAAAUUGAAGACGAAAAAGAUGUAUUCGAGUUUUCCAAUUCAUCAUACAAUCGUCAAGGAUUACAAGAAUAUGUACUUUUAGCUUCUCAAGGUCAACCCAUACCAGAAGGAAAAGGAGGACUACGAGACAAACCAUUUAUGGAAGUCGAUAUUUAUCAUACACAUUAUGUACUUUCUGGUUUAUCAUCUUCUCAACAUUUUCAUCAAUUCUCUUUGGAUAAAUUACAAGAUCUUGAAUGA
Molecule: messenger RNA, 1077 nt
Organism: Melampsora larici-populina 98AG31
Lineage: Eukaryota; Fungi; Basidiomycota; Pucciniomycetes; Pucciniales; Melampsoraceae
Exons: 1
Biological process (GO): protein farnesylation
Cellular component (GO): protein farnesyltransferase complex
Molecular function (GO): protein farnesyltransferase activity
Source: RefSeq, a predicted model, not a curated record